CUCAGUUUCGCCUCAAACAAAAACCACAUUAGUAUGUUUGAAAAACUAUGCUGAAAGUAGUGCAGUUAGUUUACUGAAACUAUCCUUUCUCAUAGACCGAAAAUUGAAAACAACGUACUAAAGCAAUGUGGUUAUCUACCAAUAUAUUGAUUUGGAUUCUUGUAAUUGGGAUUUUUGGAUUUUCUCAUGCAUUCUUUGAUCCAAUCACAGGGAUUGCCGGUGGUAUUGCAGUAGGACUGGGUUUGUUGAAUAUUGAUUUUCUGAAGGAAAACACAUAUUGUAAAUUCAGUGAGUGCUGUAUUGCACCUUAUCUGAAAACAGAUAUUGAUGGUUUGCGUCGACAAUUGCAACAUCGCUUGUUUGGGCAACAUAUAGUGCAAGAAACAUUGAUUAACGCACUUGGUGGGCACUUUAGAAACAUAAAAAAUUCUCGAAAACCGUUGGUGAUGAGCUUUGAUGGUACAACUGGUACAGGAAAGAAUUUCGUAUCUGAUUUUGUGGUGACAUCUUUAUACGAAAAAGGUUUUCAAAGUAAAUAUGUUCACAAAUUCACAGCUGAUUUCUGGAUCACAAAUCCUUCGUUUGAGAUUAUACUUGUAACUACAAUAAAAGAAGCGGUUAAAAAGUGUCCACACUCACUGUUUAUUUUUGAUGAGACGCAAAAAAUGCCCAAAGGAGCGUUUGAUUCUAUAGUUACGCUUUUAGAUCACCAUUAUUCGCACAAGGGAUAUGACUUUUCAAAAGCUAUUUUCAUUUUCCUCUCGAACAGUGCGGGUGUCGAGAUCGCACGAAAACUGAAGUCCAUUAUUGAUUCUGGUCGUUGGAGAGACAAAACGACGUUGCAAGAUUUUGAGCGUAUCGCCGAAUUAGGUGCAUAUAAUAUGUUAGGUGGAUUACAAGAGAGUGGUCUCAUAAGUUCGCAUGUUAUUGACCAUUUCGUACCAUUUCUGCCAUUAGAACCACGCCACGUAGAGCAAUGUAUUAAACAGGAAUUCGAACAAUUUUGUCCAUUUGAAGUAACUGAUCAAAAAAUCAGUGAUGUUGUGAGGAUGGCCGUUACCUUGGAUGAAACUGGUACGUUCCAAAAUAACGGGUGCAAACGCAUCAGCAAAAAAGUAGAGGCGUUGUGUUACAGUUAGGAUCAAUGUUACAUUAAAGAGCGUCAUGUGAUCUGCGACAAUAAAGUAAGAAUAAAUUGAUAAAUCUGCA
Messenger RNA from Topomyia yanbarensis, 1209 nucleotides. RefSeq names its product torsin-like protein. The record is from RefSeq and is a predicted model, not a curated record. Lineage: Eukaryota; Metazoa; Arthropoda; Insecta; Diptera; Culicidae. Gene Ontology annotation, biological process: cellular response to misfolded protein. Bases 126 to 1139 code for a protein of 337 amino acids. The transcript is spliced from 7 exons. Gene Ontology annotation, molecular function: ATP hydrolysis activity; ATP binding.